This is a messenger RNA of Klebsormidium nitens, 1671 nucleotides long. The record is from the annotation of a GenBank genome assembly. NCBI's taxonomy places the organism in Eukaryota, Viridiplantae, Streptophyta, Klebsormidiophyceae, Klebsormidiales, Klebsormidiaceae.
CGCCUGUACAAGGACCAGGGUGGACCUAAGACCAAGGUGCAUCAUUGCGAUCGCAGAACUCAUUGCAAUUUGCAUUCAAAGUGGCGCCCUUUGUGACGCUCAUCAAAGGAGAUCUGUCUUUCUAUGUCAACAGCUGAGACGACGGCUAAGGCGGUAGUGGAAGGAGCUUACUGAUCAUCCAGAAUUUGGAGCUGCCAGAUUGUGUCAUUCCGCUUUGCAGGCAUGUUUGAUCUUUGACUCGCGUGCUGGUGGAGGCGCUAGACUAUGUUUCGUUUACUCACUACUUCUGCAUUGGGUUUGAUAUCUGACAUCAAGCUUUGAUUUUGUCCGGAGAGACUCGCCCUUCCACCCCAUUUCAGCAAAUGCAGCUCCUGUGAAAAUCGAGUGUUGAUUGUUUGGAAAAUCCAGGUCUGUAAAGGCAUAAGCUGUGGACAGCAUCUUGCAAGAUGGCGCUGCUCAAAGCAAAGGAGCCAUCGAAAGAUGCAAAACUGGUGGCUGAUGUUGGGGCCUGGCUCAGCAAUGUCGCUACGUCGGUGAUGAUCAUCAUGGUCAACAAGCAAUUGAUGUCAGUUUAUGGCUUUGGCUUCGCAACAACUCUUACGGGCCUGCACUUCCUGAUAACCAGUUUUGCGGCCGCCAUGCUCUUCUGGACUGGCGUGCUUCAAAGGACGCAUCUGCCGCUGCGCGACCUUUUGUAUUUUGCCCUUGCCUCAAAUUUCUCUAUAGUAGGAAUGAACGUCAGCCUCAUGUGGAACUCGGUUGGAUUCUACCAGAUUGCCAAGCUCGCCAUCAUCCCAACGACGUGCGCGCUCGAGACGGUUCUGGACAAGGCGGUCUUUAGCCGCAGCACCAAGCUGAGUAUCUUGGUAGUGCUCGUCGGCGUCGGUAUAUGCACCGUCACGGAAGUCAAGGUCAACUUCCGGGGCUUCAUUGCGGCCAUCAUUGCGACCCUUGCCACAUCGCUCCAAAACUAUUACAUUCACGCGCUGCAGAAGAAGCACAACCUGGGCUCCUUCGACUUGCUGGGCCACCUGGCGCCCGUCCAGGCCGCGAGCCUGCUCCUCCUCGGCCCCUUCGUGGACUUCUUCCUGACGGGGCGGGCGAUCAACAAGUACGAGUACAGCGUGCCAUCCGUGACUUGCAUUGUUUUGUCGUGUUGCAUCGCCGUGGGCACGAACGCGAGCUCGUUCAUCAUCAUCGGUCGGUUCACCGCGGUGGGCUAUCAGGUUCUGGGUCACAUGAAGACGAUCUUUAUUCUUGUCAUCGGUUUCUAUAUGUUCGGAGCUGACGAGUAUAACUGGCGGCAUUACAUUGGGGGCGCAGUAGCAAUAGCAGGCAUGGUGUGGUAUGGGUUCAUAUCGUCGAGGCCUGAUUCGAAGGCAAUCCUUCCACCACCGCCCAAGGCAGGGCCACCGGAACUGCCACAGCCGCAGGUCAACUUUGACCCGUUGCCAGUCGCAGACGAAUUGGACGCUAGUAAGGAACAGGGAGUGUAGGUCACAGGUCACAGUGAGGAGAGUAUAAGUAUUGAACGGAUAUUUGUAACAUAUGUGGACCGCUCCAAUCAAUUCUGAAGGUUAAAGUUGUAUAGUGGAUGAUGAUAGUUGAAAGCGGUGCAGCGCACGCCACCAGCUAUUACCGGAUGCAGCAAUUCAAUCAAGCCUUGUCAAC